Molecule: messenger RNA, 1500 nt
Organism: Vigna radiata var. radiata (mung bean)
Lineage: Eukaryota; Viridiplantae; Streptophyta; Magnoliopsida; Fabales; Fabaceae
Product: alcohol dehydrogenase-like 6
Exons: 10
Coding region: 205-1335 (376 amino acids)
Biological process (GO): formaldehyde catabolic process
Cellular component (GO): cytosol
Molecular function (GO): zinc ion binding; S-(hydroxymethyl)glutathione dehydrogenase [NAD(P)+] activity
Source: RefSeq, a predicted model, not a curated record
AUCUAUAAAAACACAGCUUAUUUAUAAGAAAAUUUUUAUGUUAUAUAGAUUAAGAUCCUAUACCUUAAUUCUACCAAACACGAUCUAAUUCUGUCUCAACAGUCUCUACCUACCACAAUAACAACCACCACCAAUAACAAGAGAUAUUUCAAGUUUUCUUAACCCUUUUGUUUUUCACUUUUGUGAUUCUUCUCAGACACCAACAUGGCACCCUCAACCCCUCAAGUCAUCACCUGCAAAGCUGCUGUGGCAUGGGGAGCUGGGGAGCCACUGGUGAUGGAGGAAGUGGAGGUCAGCCCUCCCCAACCAAUGGAGAUUAGGAUUAAGGUUGUCUCNACCUCUCUCUGCCGUAGUGAUCUUUCUGCUUGGGAGUUUCAUGCCAUAUUUCCUCGCAUAUUUGGCCAUGAAGCAUCAGGGAUUGUUGAGAGUGUGGGACUAGGAGUGACUGAAUUCAAAGAGGGUGACCAUGUGCUAACAGUAUUCAUUGGAGAAUGCAUGACAUGCAGACAGUGUACAUCUGGAAAAAGUAACAUUUGUCAAGUUUUAGGAUUGGAAAGAAGGGGUUUAAUGCACAGUGAUCAGAAGACACGCUUCUCAGUAAAAGGGAAGCCUGUUUAUCAUUAUUGUGCUGUUUCAAGUUUCAGUGAAUAUACAGUAAUCCAUUCCGGAUGUGCAGUGAAAAUCAGCCCCCAUGCACCUCUUGAGAAAAUUUGCCUUCUGAGCUGUGGGGUUGCUGCAGGUCUGGGUGCAGCAUGGAAUGUUGCCGAUGUGUCAAAAGGAUCAACUGUGGUGAUUUUUGGUCUUGGAACUGUAGGCCUAUCCGUUGCUCAAGCUGCAAAACUAAGAGGUGCAUCUAGAAUAAUUGGUGUUGACAACAACCCACAGAAGUGUGAAAAUGCUAAGGCUUUUGGGGUUACAGAAGUUGUUGACCCGAAUUCCUGUGAAGAACCUAUUGCUCAGGUUAUUAAGCGGAUUACUGAUGGCGGUGCAGAUUUCUCUUUUGAAUGUGUUGGUGACACUGAUAUGAUAACCACUGCAUUGCAGUCAUGCUGUGACGGAUGGGGUCUGACUGUAACACUUGGGGUGCCAAAGGCGAAGCCUGAGAUGUCAGCUCAUUAUGGACUACUACUAACGGGAAGAACAUUGAAAGGAUCUCUAUUUGGAGGAUGGAAACCAAAAUCUGAUCUUCCUUCAUUAGUAGAGAAGUAUGUCAACAAGGAAAUCCAGAUUGAUGACUACAUAACACACAAUUUGCCAUUUGAUGACAUCAACAAAGCUUUCAAUCUCAUGAAGGAAGGAAAAUGUCUGCGUUGUGUUAUCCACAUGCCAAGAUAAUACCUACAGUUUCUUUCUUUAUUCUUUUCUAAAAAAGAGAAAGUUAUUGCAGAAAUCAGUGCCCCAUAGAAUGUAGAAACUUCUUUGCAUAGUUAUCAUUGAACAUUGAUAAGAGUUGAAUCUUGUAAUUACAAUCUUGAUUAUGCUAAUCAUAUGCUAUGCUAA